AUGACAAAGAAGCUGCUUCUAAACGAAGCCAAGGACUCAAACCUGGUCUGCACGCCGCUUUUCAUGCAAACAGUGGUCUCUCUUCUCAACUCCAAAACCAACUCCACCCUAGACGACCGUUUAUUGGUCCCCAAGCUCGCGGCUUGGGUGUUUGCAGACGGGUCCCGAAAAGGUGGGCCCCGCCUCUCAUGUGCCAAUGGCCUCUGGGUGGAUGAGUCCGUCCAUCUGGAGCCUUCUCUGGAACAGGCAGGGGGCAAUGCUUACAAGGCGGCUUUGAACCGAGUGGAUUUCAAGACUGACUACGAGGAAGUGACAACUAGAGUGAAUUCAUGGUUGGACAAGGAGGCUAACGGCCUCAUCAAUAGUGCUCUUUCUCCGGGCUCAGUUGAUGCCCUAACGAGGCUCCUAUUUGCUAAUGCAUUGUACUUCAAAGGAGAUUGGGACAAAGAGUUUGAUGCGUCAAAAACCGAAAAAUAUGACUUCCAACUUCUCGAUGGGAACCUAAUUAAACGAGUGCCUUACAUGACCAGCGAUGAGAGGCAGCACGUACAUAACCGAGUUUGA
Fragaria vesca subsp. vesca is the source of this 564-nucleotide messenger RNA. Its product is annotated as serpin-ZX-like. The record is from RefSeq and is a predicted model, not a curated record. Lineage: Eukaryota; Viridiplantae; Streptophyta; Magnoliopsida; Rosales; Rosaceae. Gene Ontology annotation, molecular function: serine-type endopeptidase inhibitor activity. The transcript has a single exon. Bases 1 to 564 code for a protein of 187 amino acids.